Rhea pennata is the source of this 6723-nucleotide messenger RNA. RefSeq names its product EGFR pathway substrate 8, signaling adaptor (gene EPS8). Lineage: Eukaryota; Metazoa; Chordata; Aves; Rheiformes; Rheidae. Gene Ontology annotation, molecular function: actin binding. The transcript has 23 exons. The record is from RefSeq and is a predicted model, not a curated record. Gene Ontology annotation, cellular component: plasma membrane; vesicle; ruffle membrane. The coding region runs from base 709 to 3198 and encodes 829 amino acids. Gene Ontology annotation, biological process: regulation of Rho protein signal transduction; Rho protein signal transduction; positive regulation of ruffle assembly.
UUACCACCGCAAACAGUGACUGCAAAAUGCCUUCCUUUCUCCUUUUCUAAAAAAAAAAAGUGUUUGGGGAAAACUGGUGUCCUUCCUGGAGAAGCAGUCAGGGGCACGGCCCUGGCAGUGGUGGCUCUGACUUCACCUGCCCCGGCAAAUGAGUCACCACCGAGUGUUAUAAAAAGCCAGGACCUGCCAAGUUUCACUUCUUGGAACUGAGUGGAAAUUUCAGAAAGCAGCUGCUCUUUCUUUCGUUCAUACUUUCUCCUGUGUGGGUUUCUUGAAGAGAGCUCGCAAUCACAGAGCCUUUAGAGCGCAAAGGACCUGUUGCUGCGUUUGCAUAACCGCGGCGCAACCCUGCGAGUAGUUAUUUGUUCGCUCCAGACCGGCAAAGAUUUAUGCGCUGCUUUAAUUCCGAGCUUCGCGAGGAAUCUCGGGGAAGGCUGGAAGGCGGCUCCCGGACCGUGCAGUGAAAAAUUUCCUUUUGGGCAGCCCCCCCUUCAAAGCGCCUCUGGAGAGGAGAUGUCAGCCCCUUGAGCCGGAUCAAGCAGUGGAAGGGACGGCAUCUACCUAGGCUGCGGUUCCUAUCCUAGGCACAUGGCAUCUGCAUAAGUGGUCGCUGGCAUCCUUUGGUGUGAAGGCAGUAUUAUAUUGAAGUGAUUGGCCGGUGCAAAUAUUGUAGAAUCAGAUCGUUUCCUUCAGUAAGCGACGACAAUAAUGAAUGGACAUAUAUCAAACACCCCUCCUGGUGGAUAUGGAAGUUAUUCUCCUCAGAUCAAUGGCUAUGGCUCACCAACAUUUGCUCAGGCAGAGAGGGAGCAGAGUUCAAGAACAAGUGCAAAAGCUCUUUAUGAACAAAGAAAGCAUUAUGCACGGGACAGCGCCAGCAGCAUAUCUGAAACGUCACACUAUCAUGUGGAGCACUUGACCACCUUUGUUUUGGACCGAAAAGAGGCAAUGAUUACAGUAGAUGAUGGAAUAAGGAAGCUGAAAUUGCUAGAUGCUAAAGGCAAAGUGUGGACUCAAGAUAUGAUCCUUCAAGUGGAUGACAAAGCUGUCAGCUUGGUGGACUUGGAAUCAAAGAAUGAACUGGAGAAUUUUCCUUUAAGCACAAUUCAGCAUUGCCAAGCUGUGAUGAAUGCAUGCAAUUACAAUUCUAUUCUUGCAUUAGUAUGUAAAGAACCCACCCAAAACAAGCCAGAUUUGCAUCUUUUCCAGUGUGAUGAGAUUAAGGCAAGCUUUAUUCAUGAAGAUAUUGAAAGUGCAAUCAGUGACAGCAAAAGUGGAAAACAGAAGAAAAGGCUUGAAACACUGAGGAUGAUAUCCAAAGCUGACAGCGCCAUCCCUCCGCCUCCGCGGGCGCCCGCCCCCGUCCCGCCAGGGACCAUCACCCAGGUGGACGUGCGAAGCCGGGUGGCAGCGUGGUCCGCGUGGGCGGCCGAGCAGGGGGAGUUUGAAAAACAAAGACAGUACCAAGACCAUGAAGAAACAGCAGAAAUGAUAGCAGCCAGGAUUGACAGAGAUGUUCAAAUUCUGAACCAUAUUUUGGAUGACAUUGAAUAUUUUGUUAUGAAACUUCAAAAAGCUGCUGAAGCAUUUGCGGAACUUUCGAAGAGGAAGAAAACUAAGAAAAGUAAAAAGAAAGGACCUGGCGAGGGAGUUCUUACUCUCCGUGCAAAGCCUCCACCUACAGAUGAGUUUGUUGAUUGCUUCCAAAAAUUCAAGCAUGGCUUCAAUCUUGUGGCCAAACUGAAGUUGCAUAUCCAGAAUCCUAGUGCAGCUGAAUUGGUUCAUUUUCUUUUUACACCACUACAUAUGGUGGUGCAGACAACAGGGGGUCCAGAGCUUGCUAGUACAGUACUCAGCCCGCUCCUAACGAAGGAUACUAUAGACUUCCUGCGGUUUACCGUCACCAGUGAAGAAGGGCAGCUGUGGAUGUCGUUGGGUGACACGUGGACUAAAGCUAGAGCGGACUGGCCCAAAGACCACUUUAUUCCACCCUACAUCCCUCGUUUCCGAAAUGGUUGGGAGCCUCCUUUGCUGAACUUCAUAGGAGCUCCAAAGGAACAAGAACUCAAUCAUUUGGCUGAGUCCGUGGCAAACGUUGCAGAGCAGCAGCGGAGACAAGAAAUGAGAAGAUUGUCAACUGAGCCUCCCGGUGUUCCCGACUACCCUCCGUCCGAUGGGUACGCAUUCAGUAACACCGCUUACAAAAGAGGGCCUCUGCUGGACCAAGGGGCCGCUGUUGCCGCCUUUAAGCAAACUGUUAGCCGGCACGUAGAUAGAAACUAUGAAGCACACAGUAAAGCACAGCCCAAGAAAUAUGCCAAAUGCAAGUAUGAGUUUAUGGCAAGAAACAACAGUGAGCUUUCUGUCAUGAAGGAUGAGAUUGUGGAGAUUCUGGAUGAUAGGAAGCAGUGGUGGAAGGUUCAGAAUAAAAGCGGCAGUGCAGGCUUCGUGCCAAACAACAUUUUGGACCCACUGAGAAAUCAAGAAGGUGGUCCAGGAUGGUCAGAACCUGCAUAUACUCGCACCAUCCAGAAACAGAGGAUGGACCAUGUUGCGAAACAGCCCGACCCGGUUCCCGCUACGCCUUCGCCGCCUCCAACGCCCGCUCCCGUCCCCGUGCCCGUCCCGCUGCCUCCCACCGCACCAGCGCCGAUACCCGUUCCCGUCCCCAAAGCCCCAACAGCCGUCAGCCGCCAGAGCAGCACCUCGAGCGACAGCGGUGGCGGCAGCGUCGCACGUGACACCCAGAGGCACAAGCAGCUGCCUGUGGAUCGCAGGAAAUCCCAGAUGGAGGAGGUGCAGGACGAACUCAUUCACCGGCUCACCAUCGGCCGGAGCGCUGCCCAGAGGAAGUUCCACGUGCCGCGACCAAACAUCCCCGUAGUUAAUAUCACUUACGACUCGUCGCCUGAGGACGUCAAAGCGUGGUUGCAGUCCAAAGGAUUCAACCCUGUGACUGUUAACAGCCUCGGUGUGCUGACGGGCGCGCAGCUUUUCUCCCUCAAUAAGGAGGAACUGAGGACUGUCUGCCCGGAAGGGUCUCGAGUCUACAGCCAAAUUACGGUACAGAAAUCUGCCUUAGAGGCUAACAGUGGUAGUUCAGAACUGCAAGAAAUCAUGAGAAGACGACAAGAAAAAAUCAGUGCAGCUGCCACAGAUUCAGGAGUGGAGUCCUUUGAUGAAGCAAGCAGCCACUAAACGUCUUUCCUCUUUUCUUUAAGCCCAUUGUUCCUAACAUUAUAGCAUCAUGCUUUGCUUUAGGAAGCAGUGAAGGAGUCUUAUUACCUUGUAAACAUAAAGAAAAUUUACAGUUAGUUUUCACAGAAAUACCUGCUGUUGGCUUCUCAUGAUUCAAAAUGAAUAGAUGAGAAAUGCAGUUGGAAGUACCCGACAAGUGAAAAUAUUGGCACUUGAAUCGCUUACAUCCAAAGAAAAGUCCUGGCUUUAUGGAAGUAACCAUUCCAUGACACACAAACUGAAACAUGUUUUGGAUUCAUCCUAGUGAAACUGAGCCAGCAAUAAAAAGUAUUUGAACCCUUCAGUAAUAAUAAGAUCUUGAAUCCCAUCUCCUGCUGUAGUUUGCAAUUCUGUCUUUUUGGCUAAGGCUUUCUUAUCAUGCUUUCAUCUGCAGGAUGUUUAGUUAAGUUGUUGGUGCCAGCAGUCAAAGAGAAAAAGUUUAGGGAAUGAACAGCAGCCCCAGCAUAGACUGAAUCUUUCCUGCACCACUCUUGAGAUGUUUUAUUACUAAUGAUGCUGUUUAUGACAAAAUAAUACUCUGUACUUUGAUUUUAUCAAUGCUUCACUCAUGAUGAACCAUAAUAUUACACAGCAAGGAAUAAAUAGAAAAUAGUAAAGCAAGUCAGCUGAAAGAGGUGAUCAGAUCUGCUGUAGGUAACCAUGAAAGAAUUUGCAAUACUUCUUGGUUUUUAGUGGACUUACAUUUUUUGUUUGUAACUUAACCUGUCAAAAGAACAGUGUAUAACCUAGACUUCUUUCUGUGUUGAUCCCUAUGUCAAUUUUUCUUAUGUAAAAAGUUGUUAUUGUUCCUUUAUAGACUUAAUCUUUUGAAAAAGUGGAUUCCUGGAAGCAAAAGGGGGAGAAAAGGAACAUCCCUUCCAGCAGAUAUUAUUUUUGAAGAUACAAUGAUCUUUGUUUUUGUCACAAAAAUGUUUAUUGUUUCACGUGGUCUUGUGAUUUUAUAUAUAAUAUAUAUAUUAUAUAUAAUAUAUAAUAUCACUUAAUUUAGACAUUAAUCGUCUAGUUUGAUUAAGUUUCAUAGUGCCUUUUUCACAUGAAUCAGCUUAAAGUCUGCAAUAAACAGUAUUUCAUGUCUGUUAAAUUGUUGUAUCUUUGUGACUACAAAGAUGGUAUUGAAAUAAGAGAGUGUUCUUGAUUUUUGCCAUUAGUUUGCUCUUCCUCUGAGUACAAGGAAAAAGAAUCGUAUUCAUUUUUUUCAUAAAAGAAAAAUUCCAAUCUUAAUAAAGGUGUUUAGUGCCAUUCAUUGUAAAUGUCCUUAUAAAUACUGCUGUGUGUUGGUUAUGUGUCUAUAUAUAAACAUAUGUAUAUUUUUACAUUUAAUAUAUAUUCUUUAUGCAUGGUAAAAGUACAUAGGUGCUACGCCUGUCAUUUCAAUGUAGAAUUGGAUCAGAAAGGGAAGAACCCCAAACUGAAGUCUGCAAGCAGCAUAGCGAUGACCAUGAAAUUGGUUCCUCUCUUACCCAGCUGGAGAAACAAUUCUUCUUGAUUGCCUUCUUCCUAUUCGAAACAUUUUAAUCAGAGAAUCUUUAUGAUAACUCCAUCUAGUCAGCCUAUAUAUGUAGCUUUAUGGGAGAAAAUUGUCAGUCUCCCCAUGCGUCCUAUCAUCAAAGGUCAAGUCUAGUCAUCCAAAGAUUUGAACUGUUCAAGAUUUGAACUCUGAUUCAACUUAAAAUUUUCUCUUCCUCAUCUACUUUAAUAGGUGUCUGUACUUAGCCCAAAAAGCGAUUGCUGUACAGCAAAGUGCCAUAUGCUGGGUCAUGAGUGACUAAUAAAAAUAAAGCAAGAUCUGAAGCUAAUUCUACAUGGAUGCCACUUUACUUGUAAAUACAGGAGGAGUAAAUCUCUUAAGAGGUCUUUGAGACUAACGUUUAAAAAUUAUUCACUCUCCUUUCAUGUGGAAAGUGUGUCUGAUACCAGAAAGGGCGUUGUAGUGGUUACUUGUACGUCUAUUCCCUUGAUAAUGGUCAAAAUAUGAGCCCCAUUUUCAUACUCUCAGCAGGCUUAUCCUAGCAUUUAACAUUUUGCCCAAAAGGAGGAAUCAGCUCCAAGACUCCUAUUUGUUGCUCUUGGCAGAAGCACCGUAUCUCACCUCUGAGAAGGAAGAGGCAGCUUCACAGCUUGUUUUAAAGCCAUGCUCCAAUAUUAUUGUCAACUGAUGUGAGAAGAACCAGACAAGUUUGAAUGUGGUCAGCAUGGUGAGAUGCAUCUUUGGAGAUCCUUGGGAGGGAAAUAGGCCAUCCCUUCCAUGUACUUUAAUGAUAAGCGGAAUAACCUGUCUGUUCUUGUUGGGUUUUUUGUGUGUUCUUUUUUUUUAAUUUACUAGUAAUGACUUAUUAAUACAGUGCAGCUAGAAGUUGCACUUAGCCUUUAACAGUGCUAAAUUAGACAGCAUGAUUUCUGUUUAACAGUCUGUGAAAUCUAAGUGGCAUUAAGGCAACUGAUUUCCCUUUUGUGCAAAAAUUACAUUAGUGAUUUAAGGCACACUGGAGAGCUGCUUCUGUCUACCUGAAAAAUCUUUGACUUAUCUGGCUUUGACUAACUUGACUUUGCUGGCAAUUACAAGAAAUUUAAUUUUGGGUUAACAGUGAAAAUAAAAUGUUUUUUCAGUGUCUUAGUUGAAAACAACAAUGGUCAAAUGCAAUAUUUCUUUCAAAAUAUUUUUUUCAGGAGUUGAGCAGAGAGGAUUUUUUUUACACUAAUAUUUUAGGAAAAUGCAGUACAUGAGGACUGUCUUUGAAAAAGAAGCAAAAUGAUUAUUUUAUGUCAAUAAAAGUGCCUUUUCAAUUGUCAGAAAAGAGUUGGUGUUUGAUAACGUAACUCCUUUACUAUUUUGCUGUCAUUGAGUCUACAUUUUUAACUGGAGGUGGGCACAAGUCUUAGCAGCAUAUGUCCACUCAGCAGUUUUAGGUUUUCUAAACAUACGUAUUUAAACAUUGGCAUGUCACUUCUUUCCACUCCUUUAGUCUGCUGCUUUCCUAGGGACAUCGGGGGAAAGAAAGCCACUAUGAAACCUCACACUUAGUUCAUAAAAAGAAAAAAAAACAUGUCUAACCUACACUUCUGGUACUGACACAUGGGAAAGGUUAGAUACCGUCUAUCAAGUCAAAUGUUAAACAGUGCUUGGCUCAGACGAACUGUGGCUUAUGAGUUUUUUUUUUUUUUUUUAGUGUAUUUUCAUUACUCUAAAAUCAUUAUUGUGUUAUUGUGUUAAAUAAAAGACAAUAAGUGUUACUUUGGGCCCAGAAAAUAAAUGCAGAAUUGCACAGUAUUGAUGUGUGCAGAAAUCAAUGAUUGAUUUGGAAGCAUCUGUAGAGAUGUGAUGUUCUGAAAUGUAUUGAGCUGCCAGUGACUUUAAGCAUAUUCAUCAGAUGGUUGUGAAGUGCUUUGUUAGACAGUAACUUUAGUGCUUUACUAAUUUAGCUAGGGAAACAAAUAGAAACCCAAUAAAUACUAAUACAAGCUGGA